Oncorhynchus mykiss (rainbow trout) is the source of this 3521-nucleotide messenger RNA. It is a transcript of the gene diras1b, whose product is annotated as DIRAS family GTPase 1b. Gene Ontology annotation, biological process: signal transduction. Gene Ontology annotation, molecular function: GTPase activity; GTP binding. Lineage: Eukaryota; Metazoa; Chordata; Actinopteri; Salmoniformes; Salmonidae. The record is from RefSeq and is a predicted model, not a curated record. Gene Ontology annotation, cellular component: membrane.
GUAGGAUGUUUGGCUCACAGGCUGGUUGGUGGCUUCCUAAGUGAGGGAUGGUGAGAGCAGCAGAAAGGAUUCAGACAAGAAAUGUAAAAAAUGUACAGGGUUCCAGUCCUAGUGACCUGGUGCUGCAAACACCAGACACUCCAUACCAAUGUCCACUCAGAAUGUGAUUCUUGGAUUUGUUUUUAUGCCAAGAUGGUGGCACCUGAAAGCCUUUAACGGUACCCAAAUCUGACAGCUGACUUUAAUAUGUACUUUUUGGUUGGGACUGAUCAUGCAGUAGGCUAAGCAACCCUUUUUGUUUAUCUGCCAAAUAUAGGCUAUAAAUAAGUGGGGAGCACCUUCAGCACCCCUACUUCCUGCGGCUAUGGGGGGACAGUGGGAUGCAACUAGAAGGGUCAUUUUCUUCAGUUUACUCCCAAAACACAUUUUGCUGUUAAUUCGACAGUCUGGCUAAAGUAUGGCUUCACUUGAUAUGCUGAAAUAAAAACUCGGUAAUUCACGAAACCGUGCCCGGUCCUGCGUUUUCAGUCGCUAAAACGUUAGGCCUAUUUGUGCGUUUCUGUGUGUGUUGUGUGAGUGUUGUGUGAUGACGCGUUGAUCCGCAAGCCAUAAGGGGAUCGAUGGAGACGGGUAUAGAUGGAGACAUACCGAUAGAGGGAGGAGAGACAUUGUGGCACUAGAACUGUAGUGCAUGGGAAUAUCAAGUAGAGAAAGCGAUAAAUAUAGCUUCAACAAGGAGAGAGAGAGAUAGAGAAAGCACGGGCUGUGAAUUCGCGGACGACAUGAGAGCUCUACAUGAAUAGUAUACAAUGCUUUAAAACUCAGCGUUUUGCCUUACAAACGUGUUGUCCGAAGACAGCCACUAAAACGGGACUACACAUCAAAUUCAGGCAGUAGGGGGCAGCAUGCCUGAGCAGAGUAAUGACUACAGGGUGGUGGUGUUUGGAGCGGGGGGAGUGGGGAAGAGCUCCCUGGUCCUACGCUUCGUUAAAGGCACCUUCAGAGACACCUAUAUCCCCACUGUGGAGGACACCUAUCGACAGGUGAUCAGCUGUGAUAAGAGUGUGUGUACGCUCCAGAUAACUGAUACAACAGGCAGUCACCAGUUCCCUGCCAUGCAGAGGUUGUCCAUAUCUAAAGGACAUGCCUUCAUACUGGUCUACUCUGUAACCAGCAAACAGUCACUGGAGGAACUCAAGCCUAUCUACCAACAGGUGAUAGCCAUAAAGGGGAACAUAGAGGCCAUCCCCAUCAUGUUGGUGGGCAACAAGAGUGAUGAGACCCAGAGAGAGGUGGAGACUAAAGAUGGAGAGGCACAGGCGACCACGUGGAAGUGUGCGUUCAUGGAGACGUCAGCUAAGACCAACCACAACGUGACCGAGCUGUUCCAGGAGCUGCUCAACCUGGACAAGAAGAGAAACAUGAGUCUCAACAUCGACGGGAAACGGUCCGGAAAACAGUCCAGAGCUGAGAGACUGAAGGGAAAAUGUAGUGUCAUGUAGAGGAGAGGAGAGGAGAGGAGAGGAGAGAGAGAGAGGGAGGGAGGGAGGGAAGGAAGGAAGGAGGUCACAAGGAAGACAGAAAGUGAGAGGAUAAAAGACGAACAGAAGAGGGGGAGAGGAAGAGAAGAGAGACGGAGAAGAGUGAAGAGAGGACCACUGGUGGGUUCUAUACCUCACCCUCUCAGUAUCCUCUCUCGUCUCCUGUCUACCUGACCAGGUUCCUAACCCUCCAUACAGUCCCACUGUAGUGAAAAUAUUUGGGGGGGGGGGGUAGUCUGAAGACGACUCAAACCCUGCAUCUGUCAGCAUCAGUCCAACACCUCAGCCAUCACGCCGUGAGGUCCCAACCUCUUGGCGAGGUCACUAGAUGUUACACUAGGGACACUCCAACAUAAUGUACAUAUCCUAUGAAUACAUGACCUCCCUCCCUAGCACCUCUGAAAGACACAGACAGUAAUACCCCCCUAACCGUCUCUGUCAUCAUGCAAAAUGAAGAAUCCUCUUAACUCCUCAUUCAAGUGGCUUCAAAAUGGAUCGAAAUCAUUACUUGAACUGGAGAAACGCUGAACUUGUGCCAUCAACAAUCCCUCUAAGACUUUAGCUCAGUGUUAAAACAAGGGAAGGGCAGUAGUUCACGUCUGACUUGGAAUCAGAGGAAAGAGAACCUGGGAAAGAAAGAUGUGGUAGUUGGAGUGAAAUGUUAAGAAGUCUGCCUGGGACACUUGGUAGUUGGAGUGAAAUGUUAAGAAGUCUACCUGGGACACUUGGUAGUUGGACUGAAAUGUUAAGAAGUCUGCCUGGGACACUUGGUAGUUGGACUGAAAUGUUAAGAAGUCUACCUGGGACACUUGGUAGUUGGACUGAAAUGUUAAGAAGUCUACCUGGGACACUUGGUAGUUGGACUGAAAUGUUAAGAAGUCUACCUGGGACACUUGGUAGUUGGACUGAAAUGUUAAGAAGUCUACCUGGGACACUUGGUAGUUGGACUGAAAUGUUAAGAAGUCUACCUGGGACACUUGGUAGUUGGACUGAAAUGUUAAGAAGUCUACCUGAGACACUUGGUAGUUGGACUUUGGUUGGAUGGACGAUGGACUUGAAACGUUUGGAGUGGACUUGGAACAUGUGAAGAGGUAUUAGAAAAGGUGGUUGUGGGAUUUGGACUGGGAAUACUGUGGGAUUUGGACUGGGAAUACUGUGGGAUUUGGACUGGGAAUACUGUGGGAUUUGGACUGGGAAUACUGUGGGAUUUGGACUGGGAAUACUGUGGGAUUUGGACUGGGAAUACUGUGGGAUUUGGACUGGGAAUAUUGCGGAUGAUGUCGCUGGGAAUGUUUGCGUCGGUUGGCUUUGGCCCUUGUUGUUUCAUGUGAGGAGCCUUUCUGUUGGCCUUGUGUUUCCCAUGCCAAGCUGCUGAAUCCUCUUCGUACACAGAGAAGCACAGAGAGGAUGGAGUGACGACUCUACUCGACGGAGGGAAGACACUCGAUUAGUUUUAUGCCAUGCAAAUACCAUCACAUUGCACUUAAUGUCACACACACACACACACACACACAUAUAAAUGCACACACACGCACAUGCUUUUUGGAGACCAGUGGUCAUUCACCAAGUGUAUUCCUACAUAGUAUGUACAUGAAAAAGGAGUGAUGUAAUUAUAUUAUUGUCCCAAACACCUCUAUUGGUUUAUGUAAAGCAAUAAGGUUGUUUGUCAAAGUACAGAAUAUAUAUAUAUAUUCUGUACUCCCCAAAUAAUAACUUUAACCAUUAGGGGGUAAAUGCAAAACUGAUCUUAGAUCAGCAUUUAUGGACAAAGUCAUCCUACUUACUAUACAGGAGAGCUAAAAGCACAAUCAUUUGAUUGACGUUGUGUUUUUGUUUUACCAUGUUCCGUUAUCUAUCUUGCAGAAUAAAUGACAGCCAAUAUAUUUUGAACAGAGGUGGAGGAAGGAGGGAGCAGCUCUCCUGUAGUCAUUAUUCCAGGUGACUUGUAAUGUGUACAGUAUUUAAACGUGUGAAAGAGCA